AUUGAGCUUAUAAUAAAGUGCCAAAAUUCAGAGAACACGGGAUAUAGAGUAAGCACUGUCUUUUCCUUUUUUCCCAAUUAUCGUAUUUUUUCCGAAAUCGUAACUCCUUUCUCAGUGUUGAAUAAGCUAGAAACUUCGGUCUAUUUUUCCCCCUACAUUCAGGUUGCCUCUAAGGUUGGUUUGGAGCCUGGAAAGUCCAUCAAAUUGGAGACUGCUGAUGGUGUUGGCCACUUCUUGCGAGUAACUCUCAAGAUGGAGAAACAGAUCCGAGGAAUCACUUGGCUAAAGAAAAUUGAUAUUCAGAAGGCGGGUGUCCGUUGUCGAUCCACAGAAUUAGCUACUCUCAGUGAACAGCACGCCACACUGAAGGAAGAAUAUGCAAGAGCUCAAAAGAGUAUUGUAAAAGAAAUCCUCACUGUAGCAGCCGGGUAUUUGGAGCCGCUUUACGCGUUGGGUAAUUGUACUGCCCAAUUGGAUGUUAUUGUGAGCUUGGCCAUUGCUGCUGUCUCUGCACCGCAACAAUAUAUUCGACCACGAUUUACUGAACGGUCUUCCAACGAUGCUGAUGGUGGUGGGAUUCGAUUGAGGGACUUUCGACAUCCAUGUCUUGAAUAUCAAGAUGGUGUCUCUGUGAUUCCCAAUGACGUUGAUUUGGAACGAGGCAAACAAAUAUUCAAAACUAUCACUGGACCGAAUAUGGGCGGAAAGUCUACCUAUAUCCGUGGUACUGGUGUAGUGGUUGCCAUGGCUCAAGCUGGUAGUUUUGUUCCAGCAAGUGAAGCUGAUCUUGUUCCUGUCGACGCGAUAAUGGCUCGAGUUGGAGCUGGUGAUUGUCAGCUGCGUGGCAUCUCCACCUUCAUGGCUGAAAUGCUCGAAACCGUUGCUGUGCUGAGGCUUGCCACACGUGAUUCCUUAGUAAUAGUUGAUGAAUUGGGUCGCGGCACUUCCACUUACGACGGUUUCGGCCUGGCAUGGGCAAUUUCUACUCAUCUGGCUCAAACUAUCGGCUGUUUCACUCUCUUUGCCACCCAUUUCCAUGAACUCACCUCCUUGGCACACCUUCUUCCCGGUGUUGUGGCAAACUACCGUGUUUCCGCUGAAGUUUUUCAACAUUCUUCAGGCGCUGAUGAAGGGGAAAACCCCACUGAUGUCAUUAUGCUCUACAAAGUCGAACCGGGAAUCUGUGACCAGAGCUAUGGUCUGCAGGUAGCUCGAUCAAUUGGUCUGCCGGCAGAUUUGGUUGCAGAAGCGGAAGCUGCUUCAGCUGCGGAAGAAAAAGUUGAGUUGAUGUGGGUGGGGCUUGGGGAGUCUAUGGAUGUGGAUAAAAAUGUGCCUCCACCGUCCCAAUCCGAUUCCUCUCAGACGGACGCUGGGUCGCUAAGUACUGUAGUGGUUGCCGAACGUCUUCGAUCACAUUUGGAGAUUCUUUUAGACCAAGCGCUCUCUGAAGCGAACGGUGAAUUUGGCGCUUUUGCUGGGAAUCUUGCGAAUGAGAUGCUUAAUCAACCUUCACUCGGUCUUGAUCAGGCAAUGAAGGAACUUCUAAUGGAAAUUUAA
Rodentolepis nana is the source of this 1557-nucleotide messenger RNA. The record is from the annotation of a GenBank genome assembly. NCBI's taxonomy places the organism in Eukaryota, Metazoa, Platyhelminthes, Cestoda, Cyclophyllidea, Hymenolepididae.